Molecule: messenger RNA, 1584 nt
Organism: Symbiodinium natans
Lineage: Eukaryota; Dinophyceae; Suessiales; Symbiodiniaceae
Source: the annotation of a GenBank genome assembly
AUGCGUCCCAAUCCCUCGGUGUCGACGUUCUGCGCCUGUCACAAGGCGAUCCCAGUCCUCGACUUCCUGCAUCUUGAAAGCCCACUGUUUCCUCACAGUCCUGCUUACGCAGGUGCCGCCUUACCGGCCACCAGCAUGGCCCAGCUGGAUGCUUUGUUGCUGUUGCAGGCAAUCUCACAAUCAGAUGCUUCUCCAGCGCUUUGCAGCUUGCAGCAGCUUGGUGUAUUCUUGACAGUUCUCGAUUCUGGAUUCUCGGAGAGCUCCUCAGCCAUAAGAAGCUCGGUACAGACAGACUUGCUCCUUCUUUCGUUGAGAGGUGUUCGGCUGGGAUUCCUCACGUUCACUUGCGACUGCUGGAGUGUGGGGCCAUUGUUGCUUCCCCGCAGCCUCGUCCAGUCGGGACAGUUCCUAGAGCUGGAGGAGCUCAAGAAGUGGAGCAUCAUCUCCUUGGACCUCUCGGACUUCUACCGCGGAGAUGCACUUUCGCCUCUUCGAGGCGUCGCCCGUGCUGAGCCGGUGCUGCCAUCUUCUGGAAGUGGCUGUUUGGAUUCCUUUACUUUGGUGCUGGAUCUCCACGAAGUCGGCUCGGCCCCGCUUGCGCGCGGCUCUGCCCGAGCUGAAGUGCCCUUUUCGUCUGUCGGCUUGUCCUGCGCCGGCGCCAGCUUUUUGGUUCUUGACCUUCUACACUCGGGGCCAUCACCUUUUCCCAGGAGCCCUGCUUAUCCAGGCGUGUCCGCAGCUACCAGUAGUUUUGCUGGUCUGGGUGCUCUGCCAUUGUUGCGCAGCUUGGCCUGGACUGACAGCUUAGCACCGAUGUCGGGGAUACUUUGCCCAGAGCUCCACCCAUCAGCGCUGGGUCUUGCUAGGAUGGGCUCUGUGUUAGUACUGCAGCGAUCCUCACAUCUAGACACCUCCAUGCUGGUGUUGGAGGCCACGCUGCUUGACAGCUCCCUUCUUUUGCGCAGCUUCGGGAGGCUCGACGUCACAAUUUUGAUCUUGAACUUGGCUAGAGCUGAGUUCAGCAUGUUUGCACUGGACUUCCUACUUUUGGGCCUAUCAACUCCGCCGCGAAGUCUCUGCAGACUGGAUCCCGUGACUUUGGCAUCGAGCACCAGUGGCUUAGGUCCCCCGCCUCCCUCGCAGCAACUUGUGUGGAUGAGCCCAUCCCUGCUGCUGCUGUCGCGCGCAAACCUCGAUUUUCUCCUGGCGGUGCUGGACAUGCUUGAGUUUGGCGCUGCUUCACCGAUGCAGUCCACGACCUGCCUCGGCUUCAGUCUUCUCGUGUGCAGACUGGGUCUUCCAGACCUCUCUCUGCUUGUUCUGGACCUUGUCGGCUCUGGACCGUCCCUCUUCCUGCGAAACCUGGGUCACUCGGGUCCAGCCAUGCCUACAUGCAGGAUGAGCUGCCCAGGGUCUCUCCUGUUCGUUUUGGACUUCUUGCAAUUGGAGAGCCCGCUUCCCUUGCGCAGCCUCAGCUGCGCAGCGGCCGCGCUCUCCAUCAAGCUUCAUCGGGUGGAGCCAGGCAUGCCGGCACCAUGCUCCAAACUACUGGGCCCAUCGCCUUCCAUCAGAAGUUUUGCCUAG